GGCGACUCGUGGCGCGUGUUGCUUCUCGGUCCGGCCACUGUGUCACCUACAAUGUUUGAUCACGGAAAUGGAACAUACGAGUUCUUGUUUCUUGUUAUGGACCCAGGGGUCUAUAAGUUGGAUAUUACUCUGGACUAUAGCUUAUGUGACGGAUAUCGAGAACCCCCGAAAAACUGGUUUAUAGUUGGGAAUUCGCAUGGUAAAUUACAGAAAGAAGGAAUGCUUGGAAAGAACCGAGCCAGAGAUGAUUACCUUCUUCAACGCUUUCAAGAUGGAAAGCUUAUUAUGAUCAACAUUCCGUUACCUACAGCUGGAGGAACCUAUUUAAUAAACAGACUAAACAGGCAAUCAAAAAUGAAUUCACAGAGGAUAAGUUUCCUCCUAGACUUUGACUUGACCUGUGGAGUGAAGUGUAACUUCAUGUGGGAUGGGUUUGGGAGGUGGCUUGGCAAAAAUUGGAGACCUUACCUCACAGAUAUUUCUAACCACUCCCGAUUCAAAAGUACGUCUCCUCGUAAACUAGGGACAUUGUGGCUUUUCGGUGACUCAAAUGCUGAGAGAUUAUACGUAUCAUUGAAGGAUGGGCCGCUGUGCAAUGAAGUUUUCAAAAUUUGUAAUUUAAGUAAAAUGUGGGUGUACCCGUGGCCGAGCAUACAGCCAGUAGCCUGGGACGACAUGGAUUUUGAACCCCAGCAAAUCUUAGUUCACAUCCGAGAAGUCCUGGAACGACCUGAGAUGAACGAAAACAGCGCAAUGAUUCUGAAUUUGGGCCUGCAUUACAUGGAGAGCACAAGCUUAGCCAACUAUCGGAUUCUGCUAAAAGGAGUGAUAGAUCUUUUAAACGAAAGGAACAAGGGAAAUGGUGAAUUAAGGUACAAGACUCGCGUUAUUUGGAAAACCACAACUUCAAUGAAUAAAGAGAAAGACAUUGAAAGUCGACUAAAGAGUGACUGGCAGCGAUUUCUGAACCCAACGAGAGUGAUACUAUACAAUACCUUUGCCACUUCCCUUAUGUGCCAGGCUAACCUCGAGGUCCUCGAUGUUUACCCAUUUACCAGGUCCUACCCAGAAGGGACCGGAGGACCCGAGGUAGCACAUUACAAGGAACACGAUACCGUUCAUUUUAAGUACAUUGCCAUGAAGCCAAUUGAUAUCUUUUUGGAAGAUUACUUUCGAGGCAAAGUAUCGCGUUCGAUAAAUUUAACGAAUUACGAAUUUUCUUGA
Pocillopora verrucosa is the source of this 1224-nucleotide messenger RNA. RefSeq lists its product as uncharacterized. Lineage: Eukaryota; Metazoa; Cnidaria; Anthozoa; Scleractinia; Pocilloporidae. The record is from RefSeq and is a predicted model, not a curated record.